Messenger RNA from Melanotaenia boesemani (Boeseman's rainbowfish), 2441 nucleotides. It is a transcript of the gene xpnpep2, whose product is annotated as X-prolyl aminopeptidase (aminopeptidase P) 2, membrane-bound. Gene Ontology annotation, molecular function: metalloaminopeptidase activity. The record is from RefSeq and is a predicted model, not a curated record. The transcript is spliced from 21 exons. NCBI's taxonomy places the organism in Eukaryota, Metazoa, Chordata, Actinopteri, Atheriniformes, Melanotaeniidae. The coding region runs from base 87 to 2105 and encodes 672 amino acids.
CACCCACACACACUUUAUCACAUAGCCUGCAUACACAUCAACUCUGCAGCCACACUGAGAGCAGAUCUGUUAACAGAGUGCUGAAGAUGCCUUCCUGUGCGUGGCUGUUGGCUUUGUCUGUGGCAGCCCUUUCAGGGAAUGUUGGUGCUGUUAUAUAUGAGCAAACUGAGAGGAACUGCUCUGCAACUCCACCGUUCCUCCCAAGCACAGCUGUAAAUACCACGCUGCAGCUGCAGGAGCUACGAGCUCAAAUGCUUCCUAUGAAUAUCUCUGCCUACAUUAUUCCAGGCACUGAUGCUCACCUGAGCGAGUAUAUUGCACCACGUGAUGCUAGGAUGGCCUUCAUAACUGGCUUUACAGGCUCCGCAGGCACCGCUGUAGUUACUCAGACUAAGGCCGCUCUGUGGACAGACAGCCGCUACUGGGUUCAAGCUGAGAGACAGCUGGACUGCAACUGGCAGCUAGAAAAAGAUGUGUCCAUCAGCAGCAUUGCAGAGUGGCUCAUCUCUGAGGUACCAUCAGGUGGAAAAAUCGGCUUUGAUCCCUUUCUCUUCUCCCUCAACACGCAGGAAAACUACGCCUUAAAUCUGGAGUCAAGCAAUCGCAGCCUUAAGUCCAUCACUGUUAACCUGGUUGACCAAGUGUGGAAAGACCGACCACAGCUCCCACCUGACAGCCUUAUCCGCCUGCCUGAUAGAGUCAUACAAAGGUCCUGGCAGAUAAAAGUAGAGCACAUACGGAGCCUGAUGAGGGAAAAUCCAUACGAGCCAACAGCCCUCCUGCUUUCUGCUCUGGAUGAAACAGCCUGGCUCUUUAAUCUGCGUGGGAAUGACAUUCCUUAUAAUCCUUUUUUCUACUCCUACACUCUUCUCACAAUGAAUGAGAUUUGGCUUUUUGUCCACAAUGACCGAGUGACAGAGGAUUUGAAGCUAUACCUAAAUGCCUCCUGUAACGAGGCCCUGUGUGUGCAGCUGAAAAGUUAUGACUCUGUCCUUGAACAUCUGAGCACAUAUGUGGCCCAGCAUGGGGUUAAAGUGUGGAUUGGUACAGAGUACACAAACUACGCACUUUAUGAGGUCAUCACACCACAGGACAAACUAGUGACCAGCUCUUACUCUCCUGUGUUGACGACUAAAGCUGUAAAAGAUGAGACUGAGCAGCAAAUUCUUAGGGAGGCCCAUGUGAGGGAUGCAGUUGCUGUCAUCCAGCUGUUGAUGUGGCUGGAAAAGGUUGUUCCAGAGGGGAAGGAGACUGAGCUGAGCGCAGCAGAAUAUGUCAAUAAGUGUAGAAGUAAACAGAAAGACAGCAGAGGCCCAAGUUUUGAAACAAUCUCUGCAAGUGGACCCAAUGCUGCUCUUGCCCAUUACAGCCCGACAGAAGAAACCAACAGGAGGUUGACAGUUGAUGAGAUGUACCUGGUCGACUCCGGGGGUCAGUAUCUAGAUGGGACCACUGACAUAACACGAACAGUUCACUGGGGGACACCCACAGAAAUGCAAAAGGAGGCCUUCACUCGAGUGCUCAUGGGAAACAUUGAGAUAUCUCGAACCGUUUUUCCCACUGGGACCAGAGGUGUAAAUAUGGAGAUGCUUGGACGCCGGGCGCUGUGGGAAGUCGGCCUUAACUACGGACACGGCACAGGUCAUGGUGUUGGAAACUACUUUGGAGUUCAUGAGUGGCCAGUUGGUUUUCAGAGCAACAACAUUCCCUUCAAAGUGGGCAUGUUCACAUCUAUUGAACCUGGAUAUUAUAAAGAGAAUGAUUUUGGAAUCAGGAUUGAAGACGUUGCUGUAACCGUACCCGCUCAUACAAAGUAUGGACAUAACUACUUGACGUUUGACACUGUGUCACUGGUUCCAUAUGACAGAAAGCUUAUUGACACCUCGCUUCUCAGCUCAGAGCAGCUUCAGUGGUUGAAUAAAUACUACGAGACAAUCCGAAGGCUGGUGGGUCCUGAGCUAGACAGGCAGGGUCUUCGUGAGGAGAAGGACUGGAUGCUCAAAAACACAGAACCUUUUGCUGAAUCUGGAUCCUCAGCCUCUGUCUGUUCCUCCUCCCUGACUCUCAUCAUUCUGGCCAUCGUCUUGCUCCACAAUAUAGUCUGAGCAUCUCCUGUUGCACUUCAUUGUAGACUUGCGCACUAAAGCUACCCCUAUGCAGUCUCUACUGAGCAGCUAUUCCACGUUGACAGAUGCAUAGUAAUUUAGCAUUGUUUUUUUUUUUUUGUUUGUUUGUUUGUUUUUUGUUUUGUUUUUUGUUUUUGUUUUUUAAAUUGUAAGAUAUGUUUAAUAAUUUAAAUACUUGGUUAAAUGUAUAAUCUUGUGCUGUUCAAAGUUUAAAAUGAUCUUUUGUGUGAUUUUUGGAUGUUGUAAGUUGAGUUUUUAAAUAUGUAUGACCAGCUAAUAUAAUUUCUAUUUUAUUAAAGUAACACUUUAAAACUG